Messenger RNA from Fomitopsis serialis, 639 nucleotides. Its product is annotated as P-loop containing nucleoside triphosphate hydrolase protein. Gene Ontology annotation, cellular component: Golgi apparatus. The transcript has 6 exons. The coding region runs from base 1 to 639 and encodes 212 amino acids. NCBI's taxonomy places the organism in Eukaryota, Fungi, Basidiomycota, Agaricomycetes, Polyporales, Fomitopsidaceae. Gene Ontology annotation, molecular function: GTPase activity; GTP binding. The record is from RefSeq and is a predicted model, not a curated record. Gene Ontology annotation, biological process: Golgi to plasma membrane protein transport; protein localization to organelle; intracellular protein transport.
AUGUAUCAUCUCCUCAAAGGGUUCUACGAAUAUUUCACUAGAAAGGAGGAGUUCUCGGUGAUUAUCCUUGGCCUUGAUGGCGCUGGCAAGACAACAUUGCUGGAGAAGAUCAAGACCCUAUACAGUGACACUCCAGGCCUUCCUUCGGACAAGAUCGCGCCGACAGUCGGUCAGAACAUGGGUAAGAUAACGUUACCGUCUACCAUCCUGCAGUUCUGGGACCUGGGCGGUCAAAGGGGUAUUCGCUCCAUAUGGCACCGUUACUACGAUGAUUGCCAUGCUGUCGUCUUCGUCCUGGACGCCCAGGACCGAGAGAGAUUGGGCGAAGGCUGGGAAGUAUUCGACAACGUCCUUUCAAAUCCCAAGAUCCUCGGUGUUCCGUUGCUGCUGCUCGCGAACAAGCAGGACAGCCCGCACAGCCUCUCCGUCGAAGAGAUCCGCAAUGACUACGAAGAAUGGUAUCGGAGUAAACAGGAUGCGGCUCGUCGGAGGUAUGGGGAUGAGAUUGAGUUAGAACACCGCAGAGACCGGAUGGCGAGUCUCGAUGUAAUGGGCAUAUCCGCACUGGAAGGGACCGGCGUCCGAGCAGCGGUGGACUGGCUGUUCAUCGAGUACAGAAUAGUUGCCGAAGGUGAGUAG